Messenger RNA from Gastrolobium bilobum, 4928 nucleotides. RefSeq names its product myosin-6-like. Gene Ontology annotation, biological process: vesicle transport along actin filament; actin filament organization. Bases 265 to 4761 code for a protein of 1498 amino acids. Gene Ontology annotation, cellular component: vesicle; cytoplasm; actin cytoskeleton. Gene Ontology annotation, molecular function: microfilament motor activity; ATP binding; actin filament binding. Lineage: Eukaryota; Viridiplantae; Streptophyta; Magnoliopsida; Fabales; Fabaceae. The record is from RefSeq and is a predicted model, not a curated record. The transcript has 39 exons.
GUUACUGCUAAAUCUAACACCAUUUGUGUUUCUUAACCAAUAUAGUUUUAGCCCACAAAUAUGGGAGAAAAAACAAUAGAGAAAGAGAACACUCUAAACCCAUAGCAGAAACAAGUUAUAAAGCACACAUUUGUGAAAGUUGUACUAGAAAACGUGGAGGGGAAGGCGCCAAGGUCUUUCAUUUUGAGUGGUGGAGUAGCCGUUGGAGGAAUUGCCAGUGGAUCCGGUUGCAAGCUGAGUGUUUGUUCUAAUCUCUCCCAGAAGAUGGCUGCUGCUGCCAAUCCUGUAGUUGGGUCCCAUAUUUGGGUGGAGGAUUCUGAUGUAGCUUGGAUAGAUGGUGAGGUGUUGGAGGUUAAUGGAAAAGAAAUCAAAGUCCUUUGCACUUCAGGGAAGACGGUUGUUGUUAAAGCUUCUAGUAUCUAUCAUAAAGAUACCGAAGUACCACCAAGUGGAGUGGAUGAUAUGACAAAGCUUGCAUACUUGCAUGAACCUGGAGUCCUAGAUAAUCUGAGAUCAAGAUAUGAUAUCAAUGAAAUUUAUACUUACACUGGGAAUAUAUUGAUUGCUGUGAAUCCUUUCAUAAAGCUUCCUCAUUUAUAUGAUAGCCACAUGAUGGCACAAUAUAAAGGAGCAGCUUUUGGUGAAUUAAGUCCUCAUCCCUUUGCUGUUGCAGAUGCAUCAUAUAGGAUUAUGAUAAAUGAGGGAAUCAGCCAGUCAAUAUUGGUUAGUGGUGAAAGUGGGGCUGGUAAAACAGAAAGCACUAAGUUACUUAUGCAGUAUCUUGCUUACAUGGGAGGGAGAGCUGCUGCUGAAGGUAGAACUGUUGAGCAAAAAGUCUUGGAGUCAAAUCCUGUUCUAGAAGCCUUUGGCAAUGCAAAGACUGUUAGGAAUAAUAAUUCAAGUCGUUUUGGUAAGUUUGUGGAGAUUCAAUUUGACCAGAGGGGAAGAAUUUCAGGAGCUGCUAUCAGAACUUAUCUGCUGGAAAGAUCACGUGUUUGCCAGGUGUCAGAUCCAGAGAGGAAUUAUCAUUGUUUCUACAUGCUCUGUGCUGCACCUCAGGAGGAUGUUAAGAAGUACAAAUUAGGAAAUCCAAGAACAUUUCAUUAUCUGAAUCAAUCAAAUUGCUAUGAGUUGGAUGGGGUUCAUGAAUCUAAAGAAUAUAGUGCUACGAGGAGAGCAAUGGAUGUUGUUGGAAUAAGUUCCGAGGAACAGGAUGCAAUAUUUCGAGUUGUUGCUGCAAUUUUACAUCUUGGCAACAUUGAGUUCGUGAAAGGGAAGGAGAUAGACUCAUCUGAGCCCAAAGAUGAAAAAUCAUGGUUCCAUCUACACACUGCAGCUGAGCUUUUCAUGUGCGAUGCAAAGGCACUUGAAGAUUCUCUUUGCAAGCGAGUAAUUGUUACUCGCGAUGAAACUAUUACAAAAUGGCGGGAUCCAGAAACUGCUGCACUCAGCCGAGAUGCUUUGGCUAAGAUUGUAUACACAAGGUUGUUUGACUGGUUGGUUCAUAAAAUUAAUAAUUCCAUUGGUCAAGACCACGAGUCAAAAUCCUUGAUUGGCGUGUUGGAUAUUUAUGGUUUUGAGAGUUUCAAGAAUAACAGUUUUGAGCAAUUUUGUAUUAAUUUGACCAAUGAAAAGCUUCAGCAACAUUUUAAUCAGCAUGUUUUCAAAAUGGAGCAAGAAGAAUACAAAAAAGAGGAGAUUGAUUGGAGUUACAUUGAAUUUGUGGACAAUCAAGAUAUUCUCGAUCUCAUUGAAAAGAAACCUGGUGGCAUUAUUGCUCUUCUCGACGAAGCUUGUAUGUUUCCUAGAUCAACGCAUGAAACAUUUGCCCAGAAGCUGUAUCAGACCUUCAAAAAUCAUAAAAGGUUUAACAAGCCCAAAUUAUCACGUAGCGACUUCACAAUUUGCCAUUAUGCUGGUGAUGUCACUUAUCAAACUGAAUUGUUCCUCGACAAGAACAAAGAUUAUGUUGUUGCAGAACACCAAGCACUUCUUUAUGCUUCCAAAUGCCCCUUUGUAUCUGGUUUGUUUCUCCCUUCACCCGUGGAAUUGUCCAAACAAUCAAAGUCCUCUUCAAUAGGUUCCGGGUUUAAGCAACAAUUGCAAGCUUUACUUGAAACUCUCAGUGCCACUGAGCCACACUACAUUCGAUGUGUAAAACCCAAUAAUCUUCUUAAGCCAGCAAUUUUUGACAACAAAAAUGUUUUGCUGCAACUGCGUUGUGGGGGAGUUAUGGAGGCGAUUAGGAUAAGCUGUGCUGGUUAUCCCACUAGAAAAACCUUCGAUGAAUUUGUGGAUCGAUUUGGCUUUCUUGCCCCUGAAGCAUUGGAUGGAAGUUCUGAUGAGGUCACUGCUUGCAAGAGGAUCCUAGAGAAUGUUGGACUUGAAGGCUGUCAGAUUGGUAAAACAAAGGUGUUUCUUCGAGCUGGUCAAAUGGCCGAACUAGAUACCCGUAGAAGUGAGAUCUUAGGAAAUUCAGCAAGCAUUAUUCAGAGGAAAGUUCGAACAUAUUUGGCUCGCCAAAGUUUCAUCUCGCUUCGUUUAUCUGCUAUGAAGAUUCAAGCUGCAUGCAGAGGGCAACUUGCUCGGCAUGUUUACAAGGGAAUGCAGCAGGAGGCUUCUAGUCUUAUGAUUCAAAGGUAUUUCCGCAUGCAUAUUGUUCGGAAGACUUACAAAGAAUUGCAUACCUCUGUUGCUGCUAUCCAUUCUGGUAUGCGGGGGAUGGCUGCUCGUUGUGAGCUACACUUUAGAAGGCGGACUAGAGCAGCAAUUGUUAUUCAGAGUCACUGCAGGAAAUACUUGGAUCAACUUCAUUUCAUGAAAUUCAAGAAGGCAGCAAUUACUACACAAAGUGUAUGGAGAGGAAAAGUUGCUCGACAAGAAUUGCGGAAGCUCAAGAUGGCUGCAAGAGAAACAGGAGCUCUCCAUGCUGCCAAAAAUAAGCUUGAAAAGCAGGUUGAAGACCUAACAUUAAGGUUGCAGCUGGAAAAACGUUUGAGGGUUGACAUGGAAGAAGCAAAAGCAAAAGAAAAUGAAAGAUUACAGUCUGCUUUGCAAAAGAUGCAACUUCAGUUUAGAGAAACUAAAUUACUUCUUGAAAAGGAGUUGGAAGCGACAAAAAGAGUGGCAGAGAGAGUGCCUGUCAUACAGGAAGUUCCAGUCGUUGACCAUUCUUUGUUGGAGAAGCUCAGUAGUGAAAAUAAGAAGCUCAAGAACUUGGUGAGCUCAUUGGAAAAGAAAGUUGAUGAAACGGAAAAAAAGUAUGAAGAGGCAAACAGAAUUGGCGAAGAAAGGUUGAAGCAAGCUUUGGAUGCUGAAUCAAAAAUAAUUCAGUUGAAGACUGCUAUGCAAAGGUUUGAAGAGAAAUUCUCAGACAUGGAAUCUGCAAACCAUAUUCUUCAGAAACAAUCUCUGCUAAACUCAUCUGUGAAAACAAUAGCAGUGCACCUCUCAACCCCUGUACCUGAGGAUACAUGUAUUACACCUGUGAAACAGUUUUGUACAGAAUCUGACACAAAAUUGAGGAGAUCUUACAUUGAACGACAUGAGAGUGUUGAUUCACUUGUCAACUGUGUUACAAAAAAUAUUGGCUUCAAUAAUGGAAAGCCUAUUGCUGCAUUUACCAUUUACAAAUGUUUUCUCCACUGGAAAUCAUUUGAAGUUGAAAAAGCUACUGUAUUUGAUCGUCUAGUCCAGAUGAUUGGUUCCGCAAUUAAGAAUGAAGAUGUCAAUGAUCUUAUGGCCUAUUGGCUGUCAAAUACAUCUGCAUUAUUGUUUUUACUUGAACAAAGCUUGAAAUCUGGCAGUGUAAGGAAUGCAACCCCAGUUAGAAAACCACCUAAUCCGAUGUCUCUCUUUGGAAGAAUGACUAUGGGUUUUCUUUCGUCCCCUUCUUCUGCCAAUCUUGCUGCCCCUCCAUUGGAGAUUGUUCGCAGGGUAGAGGCUAAAUACCCUGCUUUACUUUUCAAGCAGCAGCUCACAGCCUAUUUGGAGAAAAUAUACGGCAUCAUUCGGGAUAACUUGAAGGAAGAGUUAACAUCGGUUUUGGCACUAUGUAUCCAGGCGUCAAGAACAUCAAAGGGAGCAUUACGAUCUGGCCGAUCCUCUGGUAAAGAUUCAUCGAUGGUUCACUGGCAGAGUAUUAUUGAAUCCCUCAACUCCUUCCUCUGUACACUGAAAGAGAACUUUGUGCCUCCCGUUCUUAUACAAAAGAUCUUCACUCAAACAUUCUCAUAUAUUAAUGUGCAACUCUUCAACAGUCUUCUUCUCCGUCGCGAUUGUUGCACAUUCAGCAACGGGGAAUAUGUGAAAGCUGGAUUGGAUGAAUUAGAGCUGUGGUGUGGCCAAGCAAAGGAGUAUGCAGGGUCAUCUUGGGAUGAGCUUAAGCACACAAGACAGGCUGUUGGAUUCUUGGUUAUUCAUCAAAAGUAUAGGAUUUCCUAUGAUGACAUUAUUAAUGAUUUAUGCCCGAUCUUGAGUAUCCAGCAACUGUAUAGAAUAUGUACUCUUUAUUGGGAUGACAACUACAAUACUCGAAGUGUAUCUCCAGAUGUCCUUUCAAGCAUGAGGAUGCUUAUGGCUGAGGACUCCAAUAAUGCUCAGAGCGAUUCUUUCUUGUUGGAUGACAGUUCCAGCAUUCCAUUCUCAGUGGAUGACCUUUCUACAUCAUUGCAAGAGAAAGACUUCUCAGACAUGAAACCAGCCGAUGAGCUUCUUGAGAACCCAGACUUCCAAUUUUUAAAUGAGUAUUAUGAAGCUUAGUAUGCUUUUAUAACUUUGUCUUGUCAAGGAAGACAACAAAAUUAGUUGUUGGACCUUGCUAGUGGUGGUUGUAAAUGCCAUUUUGUUUUUAUUUUCUCUCUACAUCUUUUUGGACAUAUCUCUGCCUAAUUAUGUCCCCGCUGUAUAGUUAUUUUUUCAUUCUUUUG